UUGGACGUUCUAAUUUCUGAUCUGGACUGAGAUCAGCAGCAAUAACAGAAAAUAAUAAUAAUCACCCUGAAGCCAGUGGAGGGAGGGUCCGGCCCCAACAGCAGCCGCCUACAGCUUGCAAUGGUGCAUAUCUUCUGAGAAGAACAGACACACCACCACCACCUCCUGCAUCUUUUUUUUUUAAUUUCCAUUUAUAAUAUUGUUGUUGAUUUUAAUUAAAACUACCUCACAGACUGCCUAAAGCUGGUGCUUUACGAUAUUUAAAAAAAUCUUGUGGGUUUCUUGCGGUGUUGUUUACAAAAUAAUUGCUGACAUUAAAGGCAAGGCCUUUGCACUGAAGCCAAGUGAAGAACCUCAUGAUUGCACUAUACUUAAUUCGACUCAGCUAAGCUUUCGCUAGGAAAGAAGGAGUUCCUGCCCUUCAGAAGGACUCGUCCACCCAGACAGGACUCUGAAGUGUCACUCUCCCACCUGGCACCCACCAGCAACGUCCAUCUCCGUGCUCUGAGGCAGGCACUCGACGCUGGGUUUUUCUUCUCUCUUCCCAUCAAAGCUCACCUUGGAAACCAUUCCCCAGCCAUGUUCCAACGCCUCACCAGCCUCUUCUUCAGUGACAGCAGCACACAUGAGGGCCUGGAGGAACCCAAACCCUUUGUCUCUGAGGAGGAGGAAGAGGAUGGAUGGCUCAUUAUUGACCUUCCAGCUAGUUACACUUCAGCCCCAAGCGAAGAGCAGCGGGUAGGUGAGAGGGAUUCCGUUUGCACUUCCCAGUCCUGUUCUGGGUCCCCCCCACCUACCACUUCGUCGCCCCACUCACUCAGUGACUGUGUCAGCAGGCCCGUGCCCUCCCAGCCCGACCCCUGCUUGAUGGACGAGAGUUGGUUUGUCACCCCUCCCCCCUGUUUUACUGCAGAAGGCCCCGGCCCCGUCAGGUUGGAGAGCAGCCCCAUGGAGGACCUCUUGAUCGAACACCCCAGCAUGUCCGUCUAUGUCACCAGCAACAGCAUCGUGGUGGAAAGAGAGAGCCCUGACGAACCGAUCAGUGAAGGGGAUGUGCCUGAACCCCGGCUGGAGCGCCGCACCCCACACCACCUCACCUCUCUCACAGCGAAAGCUGCCAUCUUGGAGAAGGUCAGCCAAGUCCGUCGAAUCCAGCAGGCAAAGCAGCUGGUGGAGAAGCACAAGCUCAGUCAGAAGGUCAUGCAGCGGCAGAACCGCGCCAGAGAACGCCACCCCCGGAGGGCCAAACACCAGGGCAGCUUUGUCUAUCAACCAUGCCAGCGCCAGUACAACUACUAAACUACUUCAGGAAGUCUGCACCAUGGGGCAUUACCCUUUUAACUCUCAAGCUUCACGUCCCAUCUUGCAAUGCUUUCUCCAGUGGAGGUGUCUUCAUCCUUUCUCUGGAAUAAACCUAUCCCCAUGAGAGACGCUUUUCAAUUUCUUCUGAACUGGUGAUGCUCCACAGCAGAUCCUUGCUGGGCUCUCCUUUGGUUUCACUCCCCUUUUUACACUAGCAUAUACUUACUUACCUAUUAUUUUCUUCCUUCUCCACUUCAAUACCUGGCACUCCCCCUCUUCCCCACCACUGCAGCUUUUGCUCUGGCGCUGAGCAGGAGAGAAGGCCAGCACAUCACCCUCACGUAUCCUAACGACGCUGGGGGACAGCUUUUAAAUGUCAAGAAACGAUUUAAAAGAAUCAGUGCUAAAGUGUCUGGAAAAACUUGUGUCCAACCAGUUACCCUCGGGAAAAUGAUUCCUAAUGGGAGGUAUUUCCCCAGCUCCCCACCUCCCUCCCCAAUACUUGAGUAAGUUCUUCCAGCUUCUCUUGCAACGGUUACCAGUAUUUGAAUUCGAGUUUGGUGUUCCCAGUGAAUGCCCUACUUUUCACUAAGCUUUACACCAAUGUUACGCUGAAUUUAUGGGAGGGUGAAGAUGUCCCAUCAUUUCCUUUGUCCCUUGCCGUUGUAUUGGGAGCCUGUGACAUCAGUGCCUUUCUUUAUGACAUCACACUCUUCUCCAUGGAACAGAUUGUGAUGUCACAAAUGGAGAUACCAGGUUCAAGUGCAAAUCGGAACAAAUUAACAACAAAAUUGGCCCAAAUUCCAGGAAAAUGUAAUAAUUUAUGUGGAAUAAGGACCGUCCCCCUCCCCCUUUAAAAACUGAAUUGUAUAUUAGAUCCAUUCUUUGAAUUAACCUGGGAGCUGGGAUUGUGGUGUCACUGAUGAUCCUUGCUUGCAUGCUUUUAUUAUCUAGCUGUCUGUUCAGAGGUGCCAUGCUGGAGUAAAGGGAACUCUGCUUGAGCAUGUCCUAGCAAGUGUUUAAGACCUGAUUUUCAGAAGUGUUGAGCACCCACAACUCCAUCUGUAAUCCAUGGGAGCUGCAGCUACGGAGUGCUUCUGGAAAUCAAGCCUGUGCAGUAUUACUGCAGCCCUUAAUUCCCCACAGCCUUUUAAAAAGAGUGCAAAGUCCAUUUUAUUAUUCCAGUGCUUUCAGGUUACAGUCGAGUGUCUUAUAAUAUGUUUGGCCCACUCACCCCAAACAGCUUUGUUUAAUGGACAAAGUGUCAAAGCUCUAAGCAGAUUAUUGCGUCUGGAACACAGGGUAGAGAUCAGGUGGUCUUUAGAAACGCUGAACAAAUCUGCCUCGUGAAAUGGUCAGGAACAUUCACCAGCUUAGGCAAAAAACAAGAAGAAACAAACCCUGCAAUGAGUUACUUGCAUUUUACAAUAAUGAAGCCCUCAAAAAGCCCUCAUCCGCUCAAAGAAAGAAUUCUCAUUCCAGGCAACAAGCUGGGCAGAAGUCUGUGGGAAUGGAUUAUCUGAUUGGCUGUAAACACCAUAUUAGAUCUUCAGUCAGUGGUUGACCAAUGAACGAGGACGCCUGCCCCGCAGACUGGGUUGUCAUUUCCUCGGUCCGUCCAAAUCACUGGAUUUCUGGCAAAAGCCUCUCCCUGGUCUCCGCUGGUUUUGGUGCCCUGGGGAAGCCAGUGAUCUGUACAUGUGGGAACAGAUCUUGGUGUUUUUUACUUUCGGUCAAAAUCUGGGCCCUUGGAAAAUAAACACGCAAAGCAGCAUUGUGUAAAUCCCAUCACCUUGAAGGAGCUGUUAGAGAAGCUACUCCCAGUGGACGGGUCUUGCCUCAGCAGAUGAUGAUACUUCUUCAGCAUGAUCCUAAAGCUAGUAGCUGGACAUAACCCAUCACUCAACCCCUCAGGCAUGGCAAUUCUCCUUCACAUUGGUAUAACGGCCUGUGGUUUGCUGCUCCAGCUAGGUAUUGGGAGGGCAGCUCAGAAAGGGGCUUGUGCAAUAGUCACAGAGGUGGUAAAGUAUGUUGAAGCUGGUAGCGAAAGGAUGUGAAAUGAGAGGAAGUGAGAGAGAUUGGGGAGAAAAGAAAGGCAGGAGGAGAGAGGGCAAGAUAAGAAACAAGGAUGGAAACUGGAGCAGUUGAGAAGGCACAAGCCCAAGGCCGAGAACUGCAUAGCACAGAACUUGUGCCCACAUGGAUGGAAAAAGAUACAAGUCCCCCAAGAAGAGGUAUAUAUAGCAGCUCCCCUAUUCCACUGUUACAGGCAUGCCUAACGCUUGCUAGUCUGAUAGUCCCUACAGGACUAUAGGGAGUUUCUGAUGGGAAAUAAAGUUCCAAGUGUUCAGCCCAGUUGAGGAAUUUCAUCUCCGUAAUCAGAAUGGGCUGAUAGAGUAACCCCCGGUUAACUGCACUAAAGAUUGUGCCCUGUGUCAUGAAUAGCCAUAUUCAUCCCUGGUGGUUUUAAUGCUGCUACGCCAGAGCUGGGUUUGGCCCAACAUGUUUAUCCUUAAAAGGCCACUGUCAAGAUAAAAAAACCUUGUACGUUAAUAAUACAGAUUAGGAAAACCGCAAAGCUGUCUGAAAAUCACUUUCCUCCAUUAAUACUCUUUAUUUACUGCUUGCACUUCAUUCCCCGGGGGAACGAAACUAGACUGUCCACUUCCGGUUCACAGGCAGGCUCGCGUGCCGGUGCUCGGCAUUUGCACAAUGCUGUUGAAUUUGAGUUUGCACCAUGCAAGGCCACAUUGAGCUACAAAAAUAAACCACUUUCACUGGAAUUUCUUCUAAACCAUUAUUCAAACCUUUACCUUCAUAGUAGGUUUUGAGAAAUUGUGUUUUUAAAAAUAAUUGUAAACAGUGGGCCUCUGUCAUGUGAGCACCACUUUUAAAAUGUCUCAUAUUUGAGCUCUUGAGACUUUUGAGAGGAAAUAAAACUUACAAUGAGCAGCCUCCAGGAAUGGAGGCUAACAGACCUGGUUAGCCCGGAGAGUGGCUAAUAUCAUUGUGCAUGUAGGAUCUAGCUAAAAUGCAGGUGCCAGGUGAGCCUCUAAAAAUACAGACAAACGGGAUUACUUUAAAUAUAUUUUAUAUUUUUUGUUCUUCAGUGUAAUCAACCAUUGUUUGAAACAGCCCCACUGCCUCUAUAACUCUCCCAGUUUGGCUUCUGUAAAGUUCUGCACAAGACUAUUAUUAGUGUCUCCAAACUCAAAGCCCUGCUGCCUUCAUGACACUACUGAACAGAAAGUUCUCAUACAGCAUGGAAAUAAAUUCUAACCUGCUUAAAGAGCAGUGCCUGGCAAAGAUGAAAAAACAGUAACAUCAUCCUGUACUAAUGGAAAGGAUGCUUCAAGCAGCUAUUUCUGAUUGAAUCAUUGGUGACUAUAGUAACUAGAGAUAACUCCCAACCACUAUGCUGGACUUGAAUUCCCCACCCCUCAGCACACACAAACCUUGUUGAUGUUCCAGCUGGCUCUGAGCUCUGUAGCUUGGGCCCAUCUCUAAUAGGAACCUGCUUUUUAGAACCUGAUUCCUCCUUUCAUUGAAGUCAAGGGCAAAAUUCCCAUAUUGCUAGGAUCAACUGUUCCUCUUUGCUUUUGCACCUUUGUCAGCAUCUGGAGAGGCAGCUGAGCUCAUGUGCACAGAUCUCUUGGCAAGAUGGUUUAACAGCAGUUAAGAGAGAGAACUUGAAAAGCCAGUGUUAUUUCCCAUGGUCUGGAUGAUCCCCACCCGUCUGUCGUUUAAUACCAGCUCCACAUUUUCUCCACGUGUUGGAGCACGGAGUAGUGUGAUAGAACUUCAUCUGCUCACUGCUGAAGGUCCCACUAGGAACGUGUUAAAGAUGGCAACACGUCUAUUAUUUCAUUUGCAGCCGACUCCUUACCGGAGACUGGCAACGUCUUGACUUGAUGGGUCAUUUACAGCCAUUCAUAUUCUUGGUUUUCUAUUAAAUGCCUUUUUCUCAAGUAAGCCCUGACGCAAGUUGGGACUGGUGCAUUUUACAUGAACGCCGACUCAAGUUCCUGCAGAGGUGAGGAGGAGCCAUUUCCUAAACUCGUCAAUGUCCAUGUCAGAGAUAAGAAUUUUUUAAUCAGCAGCUUAGGAACAGGGUUAAAUUUUGGAUGCUGAUCAAGUCUCUUCCUCCCUGCAUCUCCUGUUCAGUUCUCCUUUCCAUAGGCUGUUUGGUCAAUGUGUUCUGCAGCAUUAGGCUGUUUCAUGCACAUAAGGUGGCUUUAGAGGGAGAUUUCCUUGCUGGAGCAGACACCAAUAAAAAGCUGUAUGAGGUCAGUAAUUUUCUGCCUCCCGGCCAGCUCCUACCUGUUACUGUUACACAGUUCUACACCUCCACUUAUGACAUGCUGCAGGCACCCUGCAAAUGACAGUGAUGUCACAAAUUUAACAUGUCAUCACCCAGGCCCGGAGCUCAAAGCCCCCAUAACACUUGUGAUAUUUGGAGCUGACCUCUGUGUCUUGCAGAUCAGACAGGUGCCGAAUGACUGUGAGAGAGAGAGAGAGUGAGCGCGCAAGAGCAAAGCUUCCUAGAAACACAAAUUGCUUUGGGGAAUGCUACUCACCUUGUACACCUUACAAUGCCUGUGUCUGCUAAGCUGCUCGCAAGCAUUUCUCCCAGUAAGAGACGUCCCUCUUUAAAAGCCUCCAGCCUCGCUAAUUGUUCAGGACGGCGAGAAGCAAAAACUAUUCAAUUAGGACUUGAUCCAGCAGCAAUUGAAGUCAAUGGCAAAGCUCUAGUCGCCCUCACUAGUGCUAGCCCGAGCCCUUAAGUGCUGUUAAAACAGAGGCACUGAGUCCAAUAGCCCAACAACUGCCUGUUUCAGUGGUGGCUCAUUUCUAAUGUUUAAAGUUGUAUUUUGUUUUAGAAGGAGAAUGCAAGGAACUUUGCUUGGAUGUCACUGUUCUGCACAACAGCAUGUUAUCCCUAGUCAGCAGGGGAAACCAAGCAAAACUACCAUCCCACUUUAUAUCAAGAGUUUAGAAAGGGUUAAUCAAUGAUUAAUAAUGUUUUACUGAAAGGUCAAAUCAUUGUUAAGACAGGUCACUAGGUUACUAUCACCGUGGCUUACAAGCAUCUAAAACACAGACUGUCCUCUCUGUAAUAUGUUUAUAGUAUCUGUGAAUCAUUCAUUAACUCUUUUUAAGCUGAUUAGAAUUGCACCUGCUACGAAGUGUGACCAAACAUCUAAAUGCUGUGACAGAGUUGUGUUCACACUGUGCUUGGCGGUGAUCACUAGAAGUACUGGUCUGCUACCAAAUUUCCUGUCCUAGUUCUUUAACGAUCAACCAGAGCCCCUCACGCUGAGGUUGGAUGGUUCUCCUUCUAUCUUAAAGCAAACAAAAAGGUGCUUAAAACACAGAACCUUUGUGUGCUCGUGUGUAAAUAUUUUAAAAAACACAAGAGUGGAUGUACGGUGUUGGUUUUGGAUUUCCAGUUUGUGGUUACUUGUGUGAUGCUCCCAACUGAAAGGUUAAACAAACCAACCAACCUCUGGCUGGGAGCGUGUUGUUCUGAUCUCCUACUUUAAUGGCUAUGCUGAGUUUUCAAUUUCUUUUUUAUUUGUGUAGGGGAAAUUACAGCACGGACUCAGGGACAAACACGUGCAUUGAGAUCUUUAAAAGUGCAUAUUUUAGAACCAUUUGAUUCUGAUGCGUUCUUUUAUUUCCUGGGAGGCUGUGGAUACUAAUCAGCAUGUCCUAAAGGAACUUGUGAAACCUAGUGAGAUGUCUUUUUAUUUUCUUAGCAUGAAUUGGUAGUACCGGCUGCCUUUUGGAAGAGGAAAAGAAUUUGAAUGGCACCGGUGUAAGAUUUAAAGUUAGCAGUGUCCACUCACUAGCUAUGAGGCCACGCAGUGGCACACCCACCUCACUCAUGUGGAUCCCAGGAAUCACAUGGAAAUUGUUGAAAUACGAUUUAUUCCUGCUCUAGGCCAGUGUUAUUGGAAAUAUCUAGCUAGAUAUUUUUAAGCAAUAUAUUUUGAGAGGGCAUCAAAGCCCCUAAGGACUUUGGGGGCAAUGCCAAGAUCUUGGAGACAGAGCUAACAACGGAUCUGUGCUCCACACGAAUCACAAACUUGAGCUAGAUCUUGCUCCCAGUGGAGUCAAUGGGAGAAGGAUAGGGUCAGGAGGGUGCAAAAUGGUUUGGAAAAAGUGCAUUGAGAGUAAGAAGAGGGCAAGGGAGGGGGCACUGCAACGGUUAUUUGCGCUCUCAGAAAUAAUGUUGUUUCUGAUUAUUUUUUUUGACAUUAAAAAAAAAGGCACUGGGUGGAAAACAAAGUCCUGGGGGCACAUCUGUUUAGAAAGCCAGGUGGGUUUGGCUCUUGCUUUCUCAGUGGGCUAAUGCUGAGGACACAGCCGGCAUGGACGGUGCAAGGGAGUAGAUCAUCUAAAUAGGUCUUGCCCAUCUUUAGAGCCUAGGAGCCAGAUCCCCAGACUCCCCCACCCACAUGACCCAGGAGAGCGCUCACAGCAGGUCAGGCUCUAUGCAAGGGGAGGGGCAGACUGGGGGGAGGAGCCAGGGGGAUGACUGUCAUUCCCUCUCCAACGGGGUGUAACUUGCAUGGGAAGGGCAACACCGCCCCAGGCCAGAUUAUCUCUUCUGCAGAGCUCCUCUCCAGGGGAGCCAGGGCCAGAGCUCUGCCUGGCUGACCCUGCCUGCCCGUGGAUUCUCCCACAAUUGGCCUGGUGCAGAAUCAGAACUCACAUUCCCUGCCAUGCAGCAGUAAAUUCUGCCCUUCUUAGGGGCAGGGAGUGAGGGAACCGCUUCGCCCCAUAAACACCACUGGCCCUGCUUUUUUGAAGUCAACAAGAGGUUAGCUGUUGGCUUCAAUCAGAGCUGUUGGCUUCAAUCAGGGCACAAUAUCCAGCACAAAACUGGGGGAAAUGCCCCCCCCCCCUUCUUUUAAAACAUUUAUGUAGAACCAAGUAUUCUAGCAUUCUGCAUAUAACACACCUCCAAGGCAGCCCUAGCUAAGUGAUCCCAGUUCAGGGGCUGAAUUCAAAAGUGAGUCACAGCUGCCAUUUCAACCACUUAGUCCUAGAUCACAAACACACAAGCAGUCCUUGAUGCUAGACUCUGCCUACUGCAUUUUGGCUGUGUUCCAUUUGCAUUUAAAGGGUGAUGAGGAGCACCUUCUGGCCGACAAGCUGGGUGCAUGGAAAGCACACCUGCCAGCAGAGCUGCCCUUGGAAACCAGCAUCUACAAGUACCACUUCUGAGAGGCACCCGCUCUGCUGGGAAAGCCCAGGCUUGAGGAAAGUCAAUUUGGUCCAGUGGGGCCCCUUUCUUUUAAUAUUGCAAAGUACAAAUUUAGGUUUGUAGCUCAUCCCAAAGCUCCUCUCUUUAGGACCCUGUUAUCUCUUUGAAUAUUUUAAAACUGUAUGUAGCUGUAUGUGGAGCAGUUUCCUUUUCUCCCCCCCCACCCCUGGGGGGAGGCCAUGCACAGUACCAAACUCCCCUGCAAUGUAAAAAGCCCAUGUUUGCAAGGGCAUCUGGCUAGGAUAAUUCCCAGCCCAACUCCCUUGCAUAUAUUGGAGCUGAAACUGGUGGUUUCCAGGUAUGGAAGAGGUGGCUUUUUUAACAAAUGAGCAUGGCAGAUAUUUGUUAUUUAAUAACUAGACAAAUAUGACUGCAGUGAAAAGUGAAGGUUCAGCAAUGGUCACUAAACUGUAGCUAAGAAAGCGUUCACUCCCCUUGAUAGUGGUUCUCCACCAUUUCCAUAAUGUAACACUAUAUUACAACAGAAACAAUCUUUGGGACCCCAUACCCAUCUAGCUAGUUGUGACACACACACACACACGCUCUCUCUUUCUCUCACCCUGUUGGAGAACCCCAGGUUGAGCACGAAUGCUUUAACAUAAGAUGGGAGACAAGUAUAUGUCUGGAUGAUGCAUCUACUCCCCCAAGCUCUGAACUUCUCCAGGAACGUGACCAUUCGUUCAUGGCACGGAUACCUAACAGUACAAAGAAUAGUAUGAUGCCGUUGUCUGCACUGAUGGCGCACCUUACCCCGUAGUCAGAUGGUUACUUUCUCUUUAAACACAGCGUCAGAUUUUUAAAGGGCCUCUCUGUAGCCUCUGGCUCUAUACUCUUGAUGCUGGCACAAAAAGGCUCUUUCUAAAAAGUUAGCUCGUGAAAUUUAAUUUAAAAAAAUCCCACAUUUUCCUCAAAAAAUGGUUAUACAAAAUGAACGGCUCCAUCUAGUAUACAAGCUGAUGCUGACUUAUUCCUUCUUUGCUCAAUAAACACCUGCAGCUUCAAGUUCUUUCCACCUCCUGACCCCCUUUGUUUACAAGCAGGUAGAGGAUGUGGGUUAGCACCUGAUGAAACGUUCAGCCCACACCCGUCUAAACCCAUUUGAGCAACACCAUCUUCCCUAAUAAUAGGUCUGCCCCAUUAGGCUCUGAGAGAUGUCAGGCUCUUUGUUCUGGCUCAGCACGUGCUCUUCUCCACAUUAGCUGCCUGGAGCUACUGGCUCUUCUGUCAGAGGGAGUCUACACUAGCCCCCAUCGUUAUGGCCACCACCAUCACUGCUCAGCCUUCCUACAUGGAGAUUCAGACUUUGGAUGAAAGCCUGGCUCCACUGAAGUCAACAGCAAAACUUUCUUUGACUUCAGUGGAGCCAGGAUUUUACAUGGGAGAGCCUAUUCCUUGUGGGUAGAGGGGAAAAAACCACCCUAGUAGCAUGUAACUUGUAUGGGGUCCACCUGUAUGAGAACCCCUAAAUGUCUUUGCUGUCCCAACUCUUUCUUGCCUAAGAGCGGGCGGGGGAGCAAAGCUGACCAUAAAUACAAACAAUCUUAAACACCCAAUUCUCACUGCAAACAACUUGUAUCUAAUUCACUUUUGUGCUUUCAAAAUCCAGCUUUUCCUGUUCCUGAAACAAAGGUACAGCUCACACUGUAACAGCAACAUAGUAAUAUUCUUUUCUAUUGUAUCAGAACCGUAUCUGUAACGUAGCAUUUGAGUGUUGCAAUAUUGUGUGUAUAUAUCUCUCUACUCCCACAACUAGGUAUUAUACUCAUAAUACUCUCCUAUAUGCAUUAUACCUCUUCAUAGUGUAUUGACUGUGUAUGUGCCUUUCACCCUUUUGCAUGGUUUGGUAAAUUAGGGAACCAUAGUUAAAGUCCUAUGCAAAAAAUGACUGGGAAUUUAAAUACAAAAAAAAUUCUGCAGCUGUAUGUUAUUGUGGAAAAAAACAGAUCUGGGAUUUUCAAAGGAGCCAACAGAAUCAGGCCCCCAAAUACCCUUUAUUUUGGUACCUAAAUCCCCAUGCACCUUUGGGAACUCCUGCUUAAAAUCUGAUUUCCCACCAGUUUGAGGGUGAAGAUAGAGUAUAAAGAUGACAUGACUACCACCAGCACUUUGCCAAAACACACUGUAUGUUAAAAAUCCAUCUUUCUUCCUUUCAAAGGCUUAUCUAAAGAGGAGGUAUGAUUUGGUUUGAAAGGGUUGCCUUAAACCUUCUUAAAAUGAGUUUGAGAACAUCUUCUGGUUUUGCCACCUUCUUUCCCCUCCCUCCACACCACCACCACCACUCUAACAAGCAACAAAUGUUGAGUGUGUGCGCAUUUGACCUGUUUAGAACAUAACCCAGAUGACCAAGCAGAUGAAACUCCUAGUUGGGGUUUUUCCCCAGCUCUGUUCAGCUGAGAGGGUGAUUUAAACCUUAGAAUCUAUUGUAUGCCUUACAAUAGCAGGACAACUUUUAAAACAGGGCUUUUGAGAAGACAAAAAAAAAAAAAAGCCCCACAUUUUCUACAUCACUAUACUGUAGGAACUGAAAGCUUGUUCAAAACAGAAAGCUAACAAAAUACGUCCUUGUUGUGUGUUACAUGUUAAAGCAAUGUAAGCAAGGCUCGUAGAAAGAGGGAGUCUACGUCACGUAGAAUACUGUUUAAACAUUUGCAACCUGUUGACAGAACGAAGGACACGACUGCCUGGGACAUGUUAUGUGGUGUGCGUGUGUGUAUGUAACAUGGUUUUGGUUGUUAGAUUGUAAUGCUGUCCUGGAAAAAAAAAAAAAAAUCUAAUAUAAAGGAAAACCACAAGAAAUUAAAAAAAAAAUCUAUAUAUUUAAA
Messenger RNA from Chelonoidis abingdonii (Abingdon island giant tortoise), 11397 nucleotides. RefSeq names its product tumor protein p53 inducible nuclear protein 2 (gene TP53INP2). Gene Ontology annotation, cellular component: autophagosome; nucleus. Lineage: Eukaryota; Metazoa; Chordata; Testudines; Testudinidae. The record is from RefSeq and is a predicted model, not a curated record. Gene Ontology annotation, biological process: autophagosome assembly; positive regulation of DNA-templated transcription.